This is a messenger RNA of Trichobilharzia regenti, 729 nucleotides long. The record is from the annotation of a GenBank genome assembly. NCBI's taxonomy places the organism in Eukaryota, Metazoa, Platyhelminthes, Trematoda, Strigeidida, Schistosomatidae.
AUGGGUAAUACUAUUGCUCCAAGGUUGGAAAACGCUGAAAAAACUGGUGUUUUACAAGUGAGUAAUUUAAAAUUAAAAAAGAUUCCUGAAGAAGUGAAACGUCUUCGUAAUCUACGAAGUUUAGAUUUAUCCUAUAAUAAAAUUGAAGUGAUUGAAUCAUGGAUAUCUGUAUUGAAAGGUUUAAAAGUCUUGAAUCUUGAAAAUAAUCGAUUGAAAUAUCUUCCAGAAGAGUUAUAUUUACUAACAAAAUUAGAAUCGCUCAAUGUGAGUAAUAAUCUUCUAGUGAAUUUUAUCAAUCCAAGUGCUAUUGUCAAUCUAACAGAAUUAUCUUGUCUACGUACGGUGAAUUUAUCGAAUAAUUAUUUAACUGAAUUCCCUGUUGAACUGUGUAUCUCAUCAAUACCAAUUAAUGUGAUUGAUUUAUCCAAUAAUAAAAUAACUAUAAUACCAAAUGCUGUAUCUUCUUUACAGGCAAUUGAGAUCAAUUUAAAUCAAAAUCGUGUCUCAAUUAUCUCAAAAAAUAUAAGUCAAUGUGAACGUUUAAAGGUGUUACGUUUGGAGAAUAAUUGUUUACGACUGGAGAAUUUCCCGUGUGAGCUGUUAACCGACUCCCAGAUCUCAUUGUUAUGCGUUGAAGGGAAUUCAUUUCAGAUGAAAGAUUUUUAUAAUCUACCUGGAUAUUCACAAUAUAUGGAACGGUUCACAGCAAUGAAGAAGAAAGCCUGCUGA